This is a messenger RNA of Dromiciops gliroides (monito del monte), 1498 nucleotides long. RefSeq names its product kynurenine aminotransferase 3 (gene KYAT3). The transcript is spliced from 14 exons. Gene Ontology annotation, cellular component: cytoplasm; mitochondrion. Lineage: Eukaryota; Metazoa; Chordata; Mammalia; Microbiotheria; Microbiotheriidae. Bases 71 to 1426 code for a protein of 451 amino acids. The record is from RefSeq and is a predicted model, not a curated record. Gene Ontology annotation, biological process: biosynthetic process. Gene Ontology annotation, molecular function: L-kynurenine:2-oxoglutarate transaminase activity; pyridoxal phosphate binding.
CCCGCCCCUCCUCAGAAAUUCGAGGUUGGGCAGCUUAGGAGGCGUUGGAGUCGUUGGUGGCCGCAGCAAAAUGUUUUUAAUUCGGAGGUGUCUCUGCUCCCUCGGCAAUAAGGGUGAACUACAGAAGAUCACUUGUACUUCACGAUGCUUUCCUUUUUCUACUUCCGCUAAAAUGUCUGAAAAGUUCAAAAAUGCAAGACGAAUUGAAGGACUUGGUCGUAAUGUGUGGGUUGAAUUUGCUAAGCUGUCUGCACACCCCUCUAUUGUGAAUCUUGGCCAAGGCCAACCAGAUAUACCCCCUCCUAUAUAUGUUAAAGAAGAGUUAGCAAAGGUAUCAGCGAUUGAUAUAAUGAAUCAGUAUACACGAGGCUUUGGUCAUCCAUCACUGGUGCAAGCUUUAUCUUGUCUAUAUGGAAAGAUUUAUGGCAGACAGAUUGAUCCAAAUAAUGAAACAAUAGUAACAGUGGGAGCAUAUGGAUCUCUUUUUAAUGCCAUACAAGGGUUAGUUAAUGAAAAAGAAGAAGUGAUCAUCAUCGAGCCUUUCUUUGACUGCUAUGAGCCCAUGAUAAAGAUGGCAGGAGCGAUCCCUGUCUCUAUCCCCUUACGCUUGAAACCUACUAAGGAAAAUGGAUGGACCAGUGCCUCGUGGAUAUUAGAUCUUGAAGAACUAGAAAGUAAAUUUAGUUCAAAAACCAAACUUCUUAUAAUAAAUACUCCACACAAUCCCACUGGCAAGAUAUUUUCCAAAGAAGAGCUUCAAGGAGUUGCCGAUCUUUGUAUUAAAUAUGAUAUCAUUUGCAUCAGUGAUGAGGUGUAUGAAUGGCUAGUAUAUACUGGAUAUAAACAUAUUAAAAUAGCAACUUUACCGGGUAUGUGGGAAAGAACAAUAACUGUAGGAAGUGCUGGAAAGACAUUCAGUGUGACUGGCUGGAAGCUUGGUUGGUCUGUUGGUCCUAACACUCUCAUAAGACAAAUGCAAACUGUACAACAAAAUGUCAUUUAUACUUGCGCAACUCCUUUACAGGAGGCUUUGGCUCGAGCUUUGUGGGUUGACAUUAACCGUAUGGAUGAUCCAGAAUGCUACUUUUAUUCUCUGCCUCGGGAACUGGAACCAAAACGGGAUCGGAUGACCCAGUUACUCCAAAGCAUUGGACUGAAACCCAUAGUCCCUGAAGGGGGAUACUUCAUCAUUGCUGAUGUUUCAGUGCUAAAUAUAGAUGUCUCUGAAGUGAAGGGAGAUGAACCUUAUGACUAUAAAUUUGUGAGAUGGAUGAUUAAAAAUAAGAAACUGACAGCCAUUCCUGUUACAGCAUUCUGUAGCACCAACAAAAAACAGUUUGAGAAAUAUGUACGGUUUUGCUUUAUUAAACAAGACAGUACCCUGGAUGCUGCUGAAGAGAUCAUCAAGACCUGGGCAAAGGGGUGAUCAUUUUUGCCAAUAAACCUAUCUGUGUGGCUUUUGUAAUUUAACAAAAUAAAGUUGCUGCCACCUACUGGA